Messenger RNA from Salvelinus sp. IW2-2015, 1980 nucleotides. Lineage: Eukaryota; Metazoa; Chordata; Actinopteri; Salmoniformes; Salmonidae. The record is from RefSeq and is a predicted model, not a curated record.
AACCUGCGGCGGAUGGAGGGAGACACUAGAGAGGAACCAGGCAGAGAUCUCAACGAGCUACAGAACGCUGACUGGAACUACACCUUUUACUCCUCUACCUUAUAUUUCCAAGGGGUGAAAUGUGGUGGGAUCCUCUCCGCCUCUUCCGGCAACAUCUCCAGCCCCAACUACCCAGGUCUGUACCCGUACAACAUGGAGUGUGUGUGGCUGAUUGUAGUGGCCGAGGGGUCCUCCGUCCUGCUCACCUUCCACGACUUUGAGUUGGAGUAUCACGUCACCUGCUCCUACGACCACAUCAAGAUCUAUAACGGUGUAUCCGAGGAUGAGGGAAACCUCCUGGGGACGUUCUGUGGUGUCAUGUCCCCUCCUCAGUUCACCUCCUCCUGGAAUGUUAUGUCYAUCAUUUUCCACUCCGAUCGUCAUGUGACUCACAGAGGGUUCUCUGUGAGCUACAGGAAAGAUAUGUGUGGUGGGGUCCUAACCGGUCUGUCUGGCAUCAUCUCCAGCCCCGGCUACAGUCCAGAUACCCAGUACAGCAACAACGCCGACUGUUCRUGGACGGUCCAUGUAUCCAACCGCAGCGUGGUCAGUCUGGUCUUCCUCGACUUCCAGCUGGAGAACAACGAGGGCUGUAAUUUUGACUUCGUGGCUCUCUUCGACGGCCCCACCGUCACUCACAGACACCUGGGGAACUACUGUGGAGGGGAGAAGCCUCCUAAAAUUGUUACUACCUCCAACCAGCUGCUGGUGAUGUUCAAGUCUGACUUCAACAUCGGGGGACGAGGGUUCAAGGCUUACUACUACUCAGGUGAAUGCCAGCAGGUGCUGUCUGUACCAAGUGCCAAUUUCACCAGCCCCCACUACCCUAACAUCUACCCAAACAACAUCAACUGUCACUGGACCAUCAACCUGGCCGGGGGCUACCGCAUCAAACUGUUCUUCAACGCUAUAGAGCUAGAGGACAGGAACAGCCUAUCAGACGAGUGUGACUAUGACUCUGUAGCGGUGCAUGAUGGGAGCAGGGAGACAGCCCCGUUGCUAGGGCGAUGGUGUGGCUCGGAACAACCCGGGUCUUUGAUCUCUAAGAGCAACAACAUGCUGGUGGUCCUCAGUACAGACAGGAACUAUGCUUAUAAAGGGUUCUCUGCUUCCUAUGUAGGAGUGGUACCAGUUAACAUCAGCUGUACGAGGACAGAGUUUACCAUCCACAUCUCCCAGCAGUCACUGCCUGGGCUGGAACGUGAGAGUAUCUAUCUGGGGGACCGCUCCUGUACCGCCKAGCUGACACCUACCACCUAUAAGAUACUGGCACGCUUCGAAAAAUGUGGCACUGCAGGCCAGCCACGGCGUAACAUCACCAUGCUGGUGAACACGCUCUACAUCGACUUCUCCGACGGGAAGGGGCGGAGCAUCCAGGAGUACGAGGUACAGUGCGACGCCCAGCGCAAGAUGGCCACCAUUCACAUUGUCUCAGCCGAGGAGCGCCAGAGGAUGAACGAGCUGGCCCGACGCCAAGCAGAGGGGUCCGGGGGAGGUGGAGGGAAGGAGGCAGACCCAGAGCCUCACGACCCCAGUGAUAUAGUGUUUAUUAGCAUCUGUGUGCUGGCUGUUGUACUGAUGGUGAUUGCUGUAAUCUGGCUGGUACUGCUUUAGUAGAGAUGGGGGUAAGAGGAGGGAGAAGAGAGCAGAGGUGGGCGAUGCAGUCUGUGAGCCAGGACACGUUGAGGUUUAUAAUGAAAACUGACAGAUUUAUUUUUGUAAUAAAAUGACUAUAUUGCUCAUUUCAAUUGUACCAAAACAAUUAUUUAAUAUUGUCACCACUCUUGACAUAACAACAUUCAAUAAAAACACAGGCAGAGAUCAACAUUUGAUUUAUUUAAAUAUAGAAAAUCUAAGAUGAAUACAAAACGGCUCAAUUAAAAGAUGAAUGACCGUGUGCUCCACUGUCUUUCACCAUUUUGGAAAAAGGCACCAGUCCAG